Molecule: messenger RNA, 1401 nt
Organism: Acyrthosiphon pisum (pea aphid)
Lineage: Eukaryota; Metazoa; Arthropoda; Insecta; Hemiptera; Aphididae
Product: putative phospholipid-transporting ATPase IA
Exons: 5
Coding region: 603-1292 (229 amino acids)
Biological process (GO): phospholipid translocation
Cellular component (GO): trans-Golgi network; plasma membrane
Molecular function (GO): ATPase-coupled intramembrane lipid carrier activity
Source: RefSeq, a predicted model, not a curated record
AACGCUCGCUGCUACUAGUUCCUUGAUGGGUGACCACCCGGGUUCGUACUAGUAAAAAUCUUGCCACACAUACAAAUGUUUGCUUACCUACCGUAGCAACCUUAUCAACUACAGUUCAUAAUCCUCAACAACAGCUAAUGGUUAUCAUAAGCACCGGGUUUCAGUUCAAUAAAAAUAUAUACAUGUCUUUAUACAUAUUUUUUUAUCUUUGAAAUAUUAAUACAUUAUUAAUUAUUAUAAAAAAACAUAGAUUUUUCUAUGCGGCUAUGCUAAUAAUAACAAAAUAUAAAGCAUAUUUAUGUGAUAUAAUAGAGUGUAGACCAUUAGCAGUAUACAAAUAUUAAAAACCACCAGUGGCGUGUAUCAUAAAAAAAAUUGGUGUUGCUCAAAUAGUUUUAGGUGACCUACCCCUCAUAAUGGGGUUAGGUUACUGUUAUACCGUCCUAUACAAUUUCCUAUUUUUCUUCUAUCAAUACCCACCCACCCAUAUUUAAGAUGUUGCCUGAGCAACACUUGGACCAUAUGUUACACGCUACCGAAAACCACUGUAAUUUACCACUAUAAUUAUUAUUAUUAUAUGAACGAAAAUAUUACAUACCUAAAUGUUCUAUCUUAUACUAAAGUCUUUUGUUAUAGAUUGUCAUGGAGAUAAAGAAAAUAAACAAACAUAUAUUAGAGUCAUACGAUUUAAUGAUAAAGAACAAUUUAAGAAAAAAUCAAAUCGUGUCAUAACUGCCCGAUACGGAAUUUUAUCAUUUUUACCAUUAUUUACCAUCGAACAAUUAAUAAAAUUCCCCAACCAGUAUUUUUUAUUUAUAUCUAUACUACAGCAAAUACCCGAUGCAUCUCCAGUUGGCCGAUUUACAACUAUAUUACCUUUAACUAUUAAGUUUGGAUUCUCGGCGAUUAAAUCAAUUAUUAAGGACCUAAUUAAACAUAUUAAAGAUUAUAAAGUUAAUCAUAAAUGUGUGGAAGUAUUAAGAAAUGGUGUUUUAGUUCAAGAGAAAUGGAGUGAAAUUGGCAUAGGAGAUAUUAUUAAAGUCAAAAAUAAUAAUAUCUUCCCAGCAGAUCUUGUACUACUUUCAUCCAGCGAACUACAAGGAACUUGUCACAUAGAAACUACGCAUAUAGAUGGUGAAGUAAAUUUAAAAAUCAGACAAUGCGUCAAAGAAACAUCUUAUUGUAAAGAAUUAAAAGAUUUGAUUGGUUUAAAUGGAAUAAUUGAAUGUGAAUUGCCAAAUAAGUUACUUUAUAAUUUUUUAGGAAGACUGACAAUUAUGAACAAUAAAUAAUAAACAAUUUUUACUAAGAGGAUCUGUUCUGCGAAAUUCAAAAUGGAUUUAUGGAGUUGUGGUAUACAGUGGUCAUGAAACAAAAAUUAUGCUUAAUCAAUCUUUACGC